Hermetia illucens (black soldier fly) is the source of this 1821-nucleotide messenger RNA. It is a transcript of the gene SCOT, whose product is annotated as succinyl-CoA:3-ketoacid-coenzyme A transferase, mitochondrial. Bases 171 to 1724 code for a protein of 517 amino acids. Gene Ontology annotation, molecular function: succinyl-CoA:3-oxo-acid CoA-transferase activity. The transcript has 9 exons. The record is from RefSeq and is a predicted model, not a curated record. NCBI's taxonomy places the organism in Eukaryota, Metazoa, Arthropoda, Insecta, Diptera, Stratiomyidae. Gene Ontology annotation, biological process: ketone body catabolic process. Gene Ontology annotation, cellular component: mitochondrion.
GAGGAUGGACAAUUUGGUAGACGAAAUGUUAGAAUGUGAACUUGAUCUGGAAGAGAAUGAAAGUUUCGGAAAGCUUACAAGGUUUCUCUUGUUUUAAAAAUCACGGAUUACUUUCAGUUGGUUGCUGGACUAGAUAGUGUCGACGGUGUUUUGCGCGGGGAUCUGGAAGGAUGCUGCGCCUCAGUUCUAAUUGUCUGCUUCGUGGCUUUCGGGGUAAUCAAACAUUUGACCGGCUGAUUAUUUGUAAAUAUUCAACUACAAAAGGGAGUGGAAAUAAAAUCUAUGAGUCGGCCGAUGACGCUGUGCGAGACAUUCCAGACGGUGCGAAAAUUCUAUUUGGAGGCUUCGGGCUAUGCGGCAUACCCGAAAAUUUAAUAAAUUCAUUAAUUAAAAAAGGCACCAAAAACAUAACCGCAUAUUCUAACAAUGGAGGUGUCGACACUUUCGGCUUAGGUCUCAUGAUUAACGAAGGCCUGAUCAAGCGCAUGGUGGUAUCCUACACUGGCGAAAAUGCUGAGCUGGUCAAACAAUAUCUGCAGGGCCAGUUGGAGAUCGAGCUGACACCUCAAGGAACCCUAGCAGAGAGAAUACGAGCUGGAGGAGCUGGUGUUCCUGCUUUUUAUACUCCAACCGGUUAUGGGACUCUUAUCCAUAAGGGAGGCGCUCCAAUUAAGUAUGCGAAAAAUGGGGAAGUUGAAAUUGCAAGCAAACCCCGAGAAGUUAGGGAGUUCAAUGGCCGCCCGUAUGUGAUGGAAAAAGCAAUUUUCGCCGACUAUGCAAUUGUUAAAGCUCAUAAAGCAGACGAAUAUGGAAACUUAAUCUUUAAUAAAGCAGCAAGAAAUUUCAAUGCGCCCAUGUGUAAAGCUGCGAAAAUUACAAUCGCCGAAGUAGAGGAAAUAGUACCUGUGGGUGCUCUUGAGCCAGAUGAGAUCCAUAUUCCAGGAAUAUACGUGAAGCGUAUAAUAAAAGGGGAACGAUAUAUUAAACGCAUUGAACGUUUACGUGUACGUGAGGAGAAAAACGGCAAAGCAAGAACAGAAGAAGAUGCGGGCGCUGCUAUUCGUGAAAGGAUAGCCCGCCGAGUUGCGUUAGAAUUUAAGGAUGGCAUGUAUGCCAACUUAGGAAUUGGCAUUCCAGUACUAGCUUCUAAUUUCAUACCGAAGGGGGUAACAGUAUUGCUGCAAUCAGAAAACGGUAUUCUCGGACUUGGUCCGUUUCCAACUCCAGCAGAAGUCGACCCCGACUUGAUAAAUGCUGGUAAAGAGACCGUUACUGUCGUCCCAGGGGCAUCAUUUUUCGGCUCUGAGGAGAGCUUUGCGAUGAUUCGUGGGGGUCAUGUGGAUUUAACAAUUCUUGGAGCAAUGCAAGUGUCGCAAGGUGGAGAUUUAGCCAACUGGAUGAUUCCCGGAAAAAUGGUGAAAGGAAUGGGUGGUGCUAUGGAUUUAGUUGCCGCGCCAGGAACUGAAGUUAUCGUCACAAUGGAACAUAAUGCGAGAGAUGGAUCACCUAAGAUUUUGAAAGAAUGUAAACUUCCAUUAACUGGGAAGAAAUGUGUCGACAUGAUCAUCACUGAAAAGGCGGUGUUUACCGUUAACAAAGAGAAGGGUGUCCUAAAUUUGGUUGAGGUUGCGGAGGGUUUCUCAGUCGAUGAUAUACGGGUUUGUACUGGGUGCGAUUUUGAAGUUUCGUCAAACUUGAAGAAAAUGGGCCAAGUUGAAAUUUGAACAAGUCUGAGAAUUAAGACGAUAAACAUGCAUUUAUUAUUACACUAGAGUCUUAAGAAGUUUUUCAUUUCAGUAAACUUUUUCUGAAAGGUUAAAA